Molecule: messenger RNA, 1654 nt
Organism: Tarenaya hassleriana
Lineage: Eukaryota; Viridiplantae; Streptophyta; Magnoliopsida; Brassicales; Cleomaceae
Product: receptor for activated C kinase 1B
Exons: 2
Coding region: 135-1118 (327 amino acids)
Biological process (GO): rescue of stalled cytosolic ribosome; positive regulation of protein phosphorylation
Cellular component (GO): cytosol; nucleus
Molecular function (GO): protein kinase C binding; ribosome binding; translation regulator activity
Source: RefSeq, a predicted model, not a curated record
GCGAAACCCUUGAAAACCCUAAUUCCCUUUUCCUCUCUGCCGGAGUACGAACGUCUCGGCAUCUCGUAUCUCCUCCGCCUCUCUCUCCUGCGUUCGAAGAAGAAACCCCAAAUCUCCUGUCCGCAAACCUAACAAUGGCCGAGGGACUCGUGUUGAAGGGCACCAUGCGCGCUCACACCGACGCCGUCACCGCCAUUGCCACUCCCGUCGACAACGCCGACUUCAUCGUCUCCUCCUCCCGCGACAAGUCCAUCGUCCUCUGGAAGCUCACCAAGGACGAUAAGUCCUAUGGCGUCCCCCAGCGUAGACUCACCGGUCACUCUCACUUCGUUCAGGACGUCGUCCUCUCCUCCGAUGGUCAGUUCGCGCUCUCCGGCAGCUGGGAUGGUGAGCUCCGCCUCUGGGACCUCGCCACCGGUGUCUCCACCCGCCGAUUCGUCGGUCACACCAAGGACGUCCUCUCCGUUGCAUUCUCCGUCGACAACCGUCAGAUCGUAUCUGCGUCCCGUGACCGUACGAUCAAGCUCUGGAACACGCUCGGUGAGUGCAAGUACACCAUCUCUGACCAAUCUGAAGGCCACAGGGAGUGGGUGAGCUGCGUUAGGUUUAGCCCCAAUACGCUCGUGCCGACAAUCGUCUCCGCCUCUUGGGAUCACACCGUGAAGGUGUGGAAUCUCCAGAACUGCAAGCUGAGGAACACGCUCGUGGGUCACUCGGGAUAUCUCAACACAGUCGCCGUGUCUCCGGACGGUUCGCUCUGCGCCAGUGGCGGAAAAGACGGCGUGAUAUUGCUGUGGGAUUUGGCCGAAGGGAAGAAGCUGUACUCGCUCGACGCUGGUGCUGUGAUCCACUCCCUCUGCUUCAGCCCCAACAGGUACUGGUUGUGCGCCGCUACGGAGCAUGGCAUAAAGAUCUGGGAUCUUGAGAGCAAAAGCAUUGUCGAGGACUUGAAGGUCGAUCUCAAGGCCGAGGCAGAGAAGUCGGAUGGAGACACUGGAGCCGCGAACAAGCAAAAGGUCAUCUACUGCACGAGCUUGAGCUGGAGUGCAGAUGGUAACACAUUGUUCAGUGGAUACACAGACGGAAUCAUCAGAGUCUGGGGCAUCGGCCGUUACUAGAAGAAGCAAUAAUAUGUUCUUCCAAUGAUGAUUCCUUUCAUUUCUAUCAAAUUUUCAGAAAUAUUUUAAACCCCUUUGAUGAUAUGCCCCAUUUUCCCAUGUUAGUUGUCAUGAGCUGUUCUGAGUUGUAAUCUUUUUCUGAUCAGAGAGAUCAUUUUGGGCAUGUUGCGUUUUCAACGUUUUGCCAAAGACAGGACGGGCAUUGUUCGUUGCUCAUCUCCUUUGUUAUCACUAAGAUAUGGCCCGGCAGAUGAGCAUUGGCAACCCGUCAAACGUCUUCUACUAUAUCUUGGCACACGGGAUCACGGCAUCUACUUCUCAGCUUCGAACUCACCCAUACUACAUGCUUUCUCUGAUGCUGAUUGGACGUCUGAUGCUGAUUGGACGAUACUACAUGCUUUCUCUGAUGCUGAUUGGACGUCUGAUGCUGAUUGGACGAGUGACAGAUACAAUUUUAAAUCCAUUCUCGUGUAUAUUGUGUAUCUUGGUUGCUAUCCGAUUUCAUGAUCAUCGAAAAAACAAUAAGGUUUAUCUCA